Molecule: messenger RNA, 1062 nt
Organism: Scleropages formosus (Asian bonytongue)
Lineage: Eukaryota; Metazoa; Chordata; Actinopteri; Osteoglossiformes; Osteoglossidae
Product: gap junction alpha-3 protein-like
Exons: 1
Coding region: 1-1062 (353 amino acids)
Biological process (GO): cell-cell signaling
Cellular component (GO): connexin complex
Molecular function (GO): gap junction channel activity
Source: RefSeq, a predicted model, not a curated record
AUGGGAGACUGGCACCUGCUUGGAAAGCUACUGGAGAGUGCCCAGGAGCAUUCUACUGUGGUGGGUAAGGUAUGGCUGACAGUGCUCUUCAUCUUUCGCAUCCUGGUCUUGGGUGCCGCUGCUGAGAAGGUGUGGGGUGAUGAACAAUCAGACUUUACAUGUGACACCAAGCAGCCUGGUUGCCAGAAUGUUUGCUACGACAAGACCUUCCCCAUUUCACACGUCCGCUUCUGGGUGCUCCAGAUCAUCUUUGUCUCCACACCCACACUCUUCUAUCUGGGUCAUAUCCUACACCUGGUACGCAUGGAGGAGAAGCUCAAGAAGCAACACACUAACAAACAGCCUCUAUCGCCUGAAGGAAAGGACCAAAAAGCAUCUGUCAAAGAUGAACAAGGCAGAGUCCGCCUCCAGGGUGCCCUUCUAUGCACAUAUGUCUUCAAUGUCAUCUUCAAGACCCUCUUUGAAGUGGGCUUCAUUGUGGCACAGUAUUUGCUAUAUGGCUUCCAGCUGAAGCCCCUGUACACAUGCAGUCGGUCACCAUGCCCACAACCAGUGAACUGCUACACCUCACGGCCAACCGAGAAGACCAUUUUCAUUUUCUUUAUGUUGGUGGUCGCUGGAAUCUCACUGUUGCUCAACUUGGUGGAGAUGUUCCACCUUUGUGUGAACAAGUUUGGACAAAAACACAGAUUCCAACAGGUCCAGCUUGUGUUAGAUGGUGAUUCAGAGGUCCACAUAGAUGCUCCCAUAACCUCUAUGUCCAACAGCAGCUACUUAUCUAGACACUACACUGCACAAGUGGCUUUCCAGCCUAGCUUCCGAUUGAGCAAUUCACUCCUGAUUAAGCAAGAAUUGCUGUAUCAUUCAGAGUCUAGCAUUGUAGCCUACAGACAAAACAGAGACAACCAGGCCAUGGAGAGGAGUACUCAGCCCAAGGAAGGUGACUUUAAUCAACCAAAGCAUCCAGGCUUGGGAGCAGGACUGCCAGUGGGACAUCCGAAAACAUCUAGCCACCCCAGGAAGCAGAGCAACACCACCAGAGAAAAGGACCUUAGGAUCUGA